Akanthomyces muscarius is the source of this 432-nucleotide messenger RNA. RefSeq lists its product as uncharacterized. The transcript is spliced from 3 exons. The coding region runs from base 1 to 432 and encodes 143 amino acids. NCBI's taxonomy places the organism in Eukaryota, Fungi, Ascomycota, Sordariomycetes, Hypocreales, Cordycipitaceae. The record is from RefSeq and is a predicted model, not a curated record.
AUGUCUAGCCGCAAGAGAAAGCAAGAAGACGAGGAGGACGAGCUCGUCUCUCUCCCCGAAGACUCUGAUGGCGAAGAAGAACCCGAAUACAUUUCCUCCGAGGACGGUGAGGACUACGACGACGAAGAGGAGGAGGAAGAUGCCGAGGCCGAAGGCGACGAGGACGCCGAAGAGGAUGCCGACGGUCAGGAUGACGAUGCGCCGCCUGUAAAGAAGCGCAAGACGGCACCUGCCGGCGAUGAGGAGGAGGAAGAGCCCGAGGCCGAGGCUGAAGAGGAAGAGGACGAGGACGAGGAUGCCGACGAUGCCAAGCCUACCAAGGCCACCAACGGCAAUGCCGACAAGGCCGCCGUCAAGGACGUCGAUGCGCCCGCCGCCGAGGACAAGACGGCCGCCGUCGCUGCUGAUGGCGACGACGACGACGAAGAGUAA